CUCUGAGGAGGCGGGUGGUGGCGGGACCCGCGGGGAUGCUGAGGAGGGACCGUGGGCUGGAGAAAACGACGAGGAAGGAAGAGGGAACCUGGGCGGAGAAGGACGAGGAGGAAAGCGAGAGUCUGGGCCCUAGAGAAAGCGAGGAGUGAAGCUAGAACCCAGGCAGGGCAGGGAACCGGGAGCCAGGGCCGGGGAGCGCCCGAGAGGGAACGGGAGUCCAGGCUGGGGAGCGCCGAGGAGGGACCUGGAAGUCCGAGGCGGGUGGGAGCUCGCCGGGCAGGAAUUUUGUCUGAUUUUUCCCGGUGAGGAAUCCCAGCUCUCGGAGGGCGGCCUGGCACGCACAAGCACACACAGUUCGUAUAGCUUUUUGUGCCUGUGCUUGUGUGUGUUUGGGCAUGUGAUGCUCCGUGUAACGUUGUGGAACCGAUUGUUUAUGAAAGUAGUAGGUCUCUGCCUGUGUCUGAUUUUUAAAUUAGGUGCCAGUCGAUUUGUGUUUGAGACUGCAGCUUUGGAGAAGCGACGAUAAGGGCUUUAUAAGUAAAACUUUGUUACUUUGUGUAGAAGUAUGUAUGGGCUGUGUGAGAUUAUGCGUGACAUGCGUGCCUGUGGGAUUGUGAUUGUGUAGUGGAUGAUAUAACUGAAUAUGUCUAAUUUUUGAAGUAUUUUGUGUGCACAAUCCAAAGUGACUAUGAUUGUGGCUCCUUGUGUGGGAUGAAGUGCUUGAGAAAUUGGAUGUGUGACUAGUUAAGUAUGUAUUGUUUAGAUUAUCUAAACAUGAGCCAUUUUAUAUGCUUCAGAAUUUUACUCUGUGGCAAUUAGACAAGUAGAAUAAAUAGAGAUUUUAAAAAUGGAGGGGAUGAGAUAAAAUUAAAAUGAUUUUCAGAUGGCAGGAUAGUAUAUUGGGAAACCCCAUAUGGACUAUCCAGAAUGUUCACUGUAGUAAUCAGUACUUCAAACUCUCUCUCCUCCUGGAAGCUUGCAGUGCUUCCAGUUUCUUCUCUAAUUUCUCAACCUCUAUUUUGUCUCUACUUCCUCUAGGUGGGUAGUCUCCAGCUGGAAUGGAUUGAGAACUGGAAAAGGGAAGAGACGUCAGGGACAAGAAGAGGCUAACAUGACUGGUACUAUUAUAAUUUAGUGUAAGUCGUCUUUUACCUUCUGAAAGAACCUCCUGCUGGGAACUUCCGGAGAUACACUGCCCUUCUCCUGGGCACAGACACUUCUCCAGCUGCCUCUUCAGUGCUUCCUCUGGGCAUGCAGUGGCCCACCUGGCUGGUCUGGUCUCUCCAGUUAGUCCUCUUGGACAGGAUCCAAGCCAGCCUAGGCAGGCUUCAUCCAUGGGUUCCGCAUCCAGAGCUCAGGAACUGCCCCUUUUCUAAAGAGGAGCCCAAAGGAAGACUGGUCAUCUUUUGCAAAUCUCAAAACCAUGGCUCAGUACUCUUUGCUGUAUAUUCCUUGGGACUUUCUACAUAUCUGGUCAUGUUAUCUGGAUCCGUGUCAUUCAAGGAUGUGACUGUGGACUUCUCUCGGGAGGAGUGGCAGCACCUGGAUCCUGCUCAGAAGACUCUAUACAUGGAUGUGAUGUUGGAAAACUAUUGCCACCUUGUUUCUGUGGGGUGUCACAUGACCAAGCCUGAGGUGAUCCUCAAGUUGGAACGAGGAGAAGAGCCAUGGACAUCAUUUACAGGUCAUACCUGCUUAGAAGAAAAUUGGAAAGCUGAAGACUUUUUAGUGAAAUUCAAGGAACAUCAAGAUAAGUAUUCUAGAUCAGUUGUAUUCAUCAACCAGAAAAAGCUGAUUAAGGAAAACAGUAAUGCACAUGAGAAGACAUUUACUAUAAGCAAAAACUCUGUUAAUUCAAAAAAUCUACCUCCUGAAUAUGAUACUCAUGGGAAGAUUUUUAAAAAUGUUUCAGAAUUAAUCAUCAGUAAUCUAAGUCCUUCAAGAAAGAGACUUAGUGAGUAUAAUGGAUAUGGGAAAUCACUCCUCAGUAGUAAGCCAGAGACAGCUCACCCUGGAGUCAGAUCCCAUAAUCAGUAUGGCAGGGUUGUCAGUCAUAAUGAAGUACUUAUGCAGUAUCAUAAGAUGGAAACUCCAGCACAGUCAUUUGGGUGUAAUGACUGUGAGAAAUCUUUCCUUAAAAAAGGAGACUUAAUUACACCUAAUAGAGCUUACAGAAGGGAAAACCCAUCUGAAUAUAAUAAAAGGAGAAGAGCAACAAAUAUUGAAAAAAAACAUACAUGCACUGAAUGUGGGAAGUCCUUCUGCAGGAAGUCAGUAUUGAUUCUACAUCAGGGAAUUCACACAGAAGAAAAACCCUAUCAAUGUCAUCAAUGUGGAAAUUCAUUUAGAAGAAAGUCAUAUCUCAUUGAUCAUCAGAGAACUCACACAGGAGAGAAACCCUUUGUUUGUAAUGAAUGUGGUAAGUCCUUCCGCCUAAAGACAGCCCUCACUGAUCAUCAGAGAACACAUACAGGGGAGAAAUCAUACGAAUGUCCACAAUGUAGGAAUGCCUUCAGAUUGAAGUCACACCUGAUUCGUCAUCAGAGAACUCAUACAGGAGAGAAACCAUAUGAGUGUAAUGACUGUGGGAAGUCCUUCCGCCAGAAGACAACACUCUCUCUCCAUCAGAGAAUUCAUACAGGAGAGAAACCCUAUAUUUGUAAAGAAUGUGGGAAGUCCUUUCACCAGAAGGCAAACCUUACUGUACAUCAGAGAACUCAUACAGGGGAAAAGCCCUAUAUUUGUAAUGAAUGUGGGAAAUCCUUCUCCCAGAAGACAACCCUUGCUCUUCAUGAGAAAACUCAUAAUGAAGAGAAACCCUACAUUUGUAAUGAAUGUGGGAAGUCCUUCCGCCAGAAGACAACCCUCGUAGCACACCAGAGAACACAUACAGGAGAAAAAUCUUAUGAAUGUCCUCACUGUGGGAAGGCCUUUAGAAUGAAGUCAUACCUCAUUGACCACCACAGAACUCACACAGGAGAGAAACCCUAUGAAUGUAAUGAAUGUGGGAAAUCCUUCAGUCAGAAGACAAAUCUCAAUCUACAUCAGAGAAUUCAUACAGGGGAGAAACCCUAUAUUUGUAAUGAAUGUGGGAAGUCCUUUCGCCAGAAAGCAACCCUCACUGUACAUGAGAAAAUACAUACAGGGCAGAAAUCCUAUGAAUGUCCUCAGUGUGGGAAAGCCUUUAGCAGGAAGUCAUAUCUUAUUCAUCAUCAAAGAACUCAUACAGGAGAGAAACCAUAUAAGUGUAAUGAAUGUGGGAAGUGCUUUCGCCAGAAGACAAAUCUCAUUGUACAUCAGAGAACUCACACAGGGGAGAAACCCUAUAUUUGUAAUGAGUGUGGUAAGUCCUUCAGUUAUAAGAGAAACCUCAUUGUCCAUCAGAGAACUCACAAGGGAGAAAACAUGGAAAUGCAAUAAAUGGUGUGAUUUCUUUGUGAAGCCUUUCCAAGUUAUUAUAACCCUUUAGUUUUUUUUUUAAAGCAUGCUUAAACAUGUUCAUAAGGUAACUUUAAUCACAAAUGUAAUGAGUUAUUUAUUUAAAUUGCCAUACCAUGUAACUAUCUGCUGUUUACUAGCAUAUAAAAUGGGUAUGAUCAUUGUUAUUGAAUGCUAUCAGCAAUGAAGCUAAUUUUUUAAGUUUUCAAGUUCUGCUGACUCAGUUUAUAAAAAAAAUACUUCUAUAAUAUAUCCAGAGGCAAGAUACAAAAUGGUUAUAAUCAUCAGUCUCCAUAAGAGAAAGAAAAUAGGAAGUAUAUUUCUCAUUGCAGUCUGUAGAAUAAAAAGUAGUUAUUUCUUCCCCAAAGAUUACCACUUCUCUGGCUUAAACAUCAUGAAGUAGUUUUUGCAUGUCUUUAAACUUUAUAUAUAUUUUAUCAUACAUCGUGAAUUCUUUUGUGUCUUGUUUCACUCAACAUUUUUAAGAUUCAGACAUUAUUGCAUGUGGCAGUAGUGUAUUCAUUUCCAUUCUGUAUACUAUUCCAUUUUAAGAAUAUAAUGCUAUUUAUCUAUCCUCUUGAUGGAUAUUUGUAUUUUUUAUAAUUUUGUGUUGUAAUAAAAAUACUACUAUAAA
Molecule: messenger RNA, 4072 nt
Organism: Equus quagga
Lineage: Eukaryota; Metazoa; Chordata; Mammalia; Perissodactyla; Equidae
Gene: ZNF567
Product: zinc finger protein 567
Exons: 6
Coding region: 1252-3420 (722 amino acids)
Biological process (GO): regulation of transcription by RNA polymerase II
Molecular function (GO): DNA-binding transcription factor activity; RNA polymerase II cis-regulatory region sequence-specific DNA binding
Source: RefSeq, a predicted model, not a curated record